This is a messenger RNA of Malus domestica (apple), 1335 nucleotides long. RefSeq names its product methyl-CpG-binding domain-containing protein 5-like. The record is from RefSeq and is a predicted model, not a curated record. Gene Ontology annotation, molecular function: DNA binding. NCBI's taxonomy places the organism in Eukaryota, Viridiplantae, Streptophyta, Magnoliopsida, Rosales, Rosaceae.
AACCGGUUCUAUUCAGUUCCCAGCCCAGCACACAGACAGACCGCCCAAAUGUCAUUCCCCGAAUCGUCGGGUCGAAAUCUGCACCGGGAUCGACGCCCGAACUUUUCCGACCACCGCGCCGGAACCCUACACUCCGAUUUACCCCCUGAUCCUCUCCUCCGAUCGGGCUCCUUCAUUGACGCCACCACCACCACCACCUCCAAUGGCCGAACCCCAAACCAAACCAAAAAGCCCCACAAGGCGCCUCAGCAGCCGAACCGUUCGGAUCCCGGGACGGGCCCGGAUAGCACGGAGGGAGGGGCUGGGCGGGUCAAGCGAAAAGCGUUUACUGAUUCUAUGGAGAGCUGGUUGCCGCAGGGCUGGUCCGUGCAGGAGAAAGUUCGGAGCUCUGGUGCAACAGCUGGAAGUACAGAUAGGUAUUACAUUGAUCCAGUCUCAGGUCGCCGGUUUCGGUCAAAGAUAGAAGUUCUUCGCUUUCUGGAAACGGGAACGGCUAAAAAGGCAAAAACAGAGAACGCUAGCGUUGACAAAACAUCUGUUGAGGGUUCUGGAAGCCAAAAAAAGAAGUCUAGCACAAAACCGAAAACUUCUGCGUUGAACUUUGAUUAUGACAAUGUGCCCGAGAAGGUGGAAUGGGUUCUUACAGCCUCUUCCGGAGAGUCCUGGACACCCUUUAUUGAUAACAAAAAGGUCCCUGAAUCUACUUCAAAAGAAUGGGCUGCUGCAUUCGCAUUAGUUCCAUCCAAAAAAUAGCGUCCACCCUCAUCGGAAACAUUUUGAUCCCCUCCUGCUGUAUCACAUAGGUUGCACUGCAGAAAACGGUCACUCUUUUUUCCAACAAACCUACACUGACCAAAAUUAGAUCCUCCUUCUCCGUAUUCCCUCCCUAUUGAUAUUUUUUUGGUAUCUUUUGGAUCGAAAGAAUUCAUAUCGCAGGACAGCAGAGCUCAUCGACAUUGUUUUUUGGCAUUUGGAUUUUUUGGUUACAGGGAUAUUCAAAAACGGUCUUAUAUUUUCCUUUGUUGUAGUUUUUUGUUCGAAGAGAUGCUAUUGGCACUCCAAAACUAACAGUAAGCUUGUUGUGCUCGUGUUCGAGUUUAUGUUAGUGUAAUCGUAUUUUGGAGUACAUAUAACAGUUGUCUCCUAAACUUACAUCUGAGUCAUGUCUAGUUUUAUCUGUUUCCUUCUGUUAAGACGGUUUAUUUAGUAGGGAUAUGUGAGUUUUAUGUUUUAGAAGAGGGGAAAUAGAAAAACAAAAGAAUGAUUUUCCAACAAUCUGAUUAACAUUAACUGUUGGUCUAAUCCAAUGGUUAUUGUUAAGUUUUAGAUUGUCAA